Messenger RNA from Ooceraea biroi (clonal raider ant), 4120 nucleotides. RefSeq names its product probable phosphorylase b kinase regulatory subunit beta. Gene Ontology annotation, molecular function: calmodulin binding. Gene Ontology annotation, cellular component: phosphorylase kinase complex. The record is from RefSeq and is a predicted model, not a curated record. Gene Ontology annotation, biological process: glycogen metabolic process. Lineage: Eukaryota; Metazoa; Arthropoda; Insecta; Hymenoptera; Formicidae.
UGAACCAAUCAACUUCACUAUCUUGAGUUAGACCUCUCACAAUUUUCUCGUAUUUUAUUAUCUAUGCUAGUUAUAUCUUUAUACCGGAUCAGCUGAUUUUUGUAAUCAUUUGGCCAUCGUUCAGCUGACGUGUGUCUGAACCGAGGAGCUCAAGUUGAGUUUGGCAAAGAAAAUGACUCGUCCGUCAAUUAAAUUGUUUGACAUUUAUCAUCCGACGUACUAACAUCCGAACGAAUAUUAAAUGCGACGCAUGCUAGUUCAAUUAUCUUAGAAAUUAGGGAGGUAUUUAAUUUACUGUUGAUGUCGAAUUUGCAAGUCCUUGUCUAUCAUUGAACCAAAAAUAGCUCGCGCAUUUCGAGAUGGCUACUUUAUUGAUGACACCACCGGGCGCAAAGAGGGUCUCGCAGAUCAGGAACAUGCGGCAGGGCAGCGUGAUAGACAUAGACGCUGACAUGUUCCUCAAGAUAUCCAAUUACGAGGACACCGUCAGACAACUGGACAUUUACUACGGAAUUGUUAAGAGACAAUUAUUACGCUAUCAGAGCUGCAUAACCGGUCUGUUCCCACAGAUUUCGACGGACCGGAAGGUCGGCAGCGUGCGUGAGAGCAUCUACUGUGCCGCCGCAAUAUGGAGCCUGUACCAGGCGUAUAGACGCAUAGACGACGAUCGUGGGAAGUCGUACGAGCUCGGGCAGUCCGCGAUCAAGUGUAUGCGAGGUAUCCUGGAAUGCUGGAUGAAGCAGUCUUCCAGGAUAGAACUCUUCAAGAAGAAUCAGUGCGACCGCUAUGCGUUGCACUGUAAAUUUCACUUGCAUACUGGUGAUGAGAUCUUCAAGGAUGCCGAUUACCAUCAUCUGCAAAUCGACGUCGUGUCUUUCUACCUAAUAUUCCUCGUACAAAUGAUUUCCUCUGGAUUACAAAUCAUCUACACGCAAGACGAGGUGGCCUUCGUGCAAAAUCUUGUCUAUUACGUCGAGAGGGCGUAUCGCACGCCCGAUUACGGCAUGUGGGAGCGCGGGAGCCGGUACAACGACGGGACACCCGAGAUACACGCUAGCUCCAUCGGAAUCGCGAAGAGCGCGUUGGAGGCGAUCAACGGCUGCAACUUGUUCGGGGAGAAGGGCGCGUCCUGGUCGGUGAUAUACGUGGACAUCGACGCGCACAAUCGUAACCGCAGUAUCUUCGAGACGAUGCUGCCGAGGGAAUCGAGUUCGAAGAGCGUAGACGCGGCACUGCUACCGACGAUAUCCUUCCCCGCCUUCGCCACUCACGAGGACAUGCUAUACAAUGAGACGAAAGCGAAUAUUGUCCACAGAUUAAAAGGCAACUACGGCUUUAAGCGAUUUGGAAGGGACGGCUAUAAAACGGUGUUGGAGGACAAGCAGCGACGGUAUUACAAGGCCGGGGAGAUCAAGGACUUUGACAGUGUCGAGAGCGAGUGGCCACUUUUUUACAUCCUCAUGAUAAUAGACGGCGUGUUCAAGAGCUUGCCGGAACAGGUGGAGGAGUAUCAAAAUUUACUGAAAGCGAGAGUGCACAAGGAUCUGAAUGGAGAUCCGGUGAUUCCCAUGUACUACUACGUACCCAUGGAGAAUCUGGAGACCGAGAGAAACGAACCGUGCAGCGCUUAUCGGUUACCCAGCGACGAAGGGAGAGGCCAGAGAGCUACGGAUCAAGAGGCUGCGCCGAUGUGCUUGUGGAAUCAAGCUAUAUUCGUAAUCGCGCAGCUGCUCACUGCCGGCCUCCUGCAUAUCAACGAACUCGAUCCGAUCCGUCGAUACCUGCCGUCGUACAACCGGCCCAGGCGAGCGGGAAGAUACUCCGCUUUCCAGGCAAAACCCAGCAUUGGCACCCAUACCGAUCUGGUAGUACAAAUAGUCCUGAUCGCAGAAUCCAUGCGGCUGCAAGCCAUGAUGGCCACUUACGGCAUCCAGACGCAGACGCCGCACGAGGUCGAGCCCGUUCAGAUCCUGUCGUCUACCCAGUUGGUGAAGGUUUACCAGAAGCUAGGCGUGAACAAAAAGUUUGAUCUCCAAGGGCGACCCGCGCGACCUAUAGGGUCUCUAGGUACAAGCAAGGUAUACAGAGUCUGCGGUAUGACUGUUCUCUGUUAUCCCCUGAUCUUCGAAGUGUCCGAGUUCUACUUGUACAGAGACAUGGCCCUGCUGAUCGACGAUAUCAAGACGGAGUUGCAGUUCGUGGGCAAAUACUGGCGUCUCUCCGGCCGACCCACUGUGUGUCUCUUGAUACGGGAGGAACACAUGCGGGAUCCGCAAUUCAAGAAGAUGUUAGAUCUCUUCGCGAUGUUGAAGAAAGGCUACUGCGAUAAAACGAAGGUGCGCAUCGGCCGGCUGCAAAAUCUGAUUUCGUCCUCUUGCAUCGAGCAUUUGGACUUCAUAAACACGAUGGAAACAGAUCUGGACCUCACGCAGUUCAAACAACUGCAACACGAUUACAUCGGCUAUCAAAGUCUCACGGACGUGCCCAGAGCUUUCGCCUACGCCGAAGAUAUCAGAGACUAUACUCACAUGAUAAACGAGCCCCUGGGUAACAUAUUGAACGAACUUCGCAACAGCGUCGGCUUGUAUGCCAAGUGCCAGUUGUACGGCGUCCUGAUGAAACGAGAAGGAAUUAAUUACGAGAUUAAUGGAGUGACAGUGCGCGAUAAUCUGAGAUCGUUGUACCAGCAAGCUGGAUCCUUGCGAUUCUGGAUGGCCGUGCGUUACUGCAGCAGCUUGUUGAAUCACACGGUGGACAGCAUCAGCCCUUUCAUCACGGGUGUGUUGGUCAAGGGAAAACAGAUCGCAGUGGGAGUAAUCGGGCAGGAAGAAACGGUAUUUGACAAGCCGAUGACGCCGGCGGAGAUACAGUCAGUGAUGUACUCCACAAUACAGCCGCACAACACGGUGCAGGCCGUGCUGCAGCAGGAGAUCCUGCUGUACUGCGGUCGACUUAUCGGCACCAAUCCGGAGAUGUUCAAGGGCAUACUGAAAAUACGUAUCGGGUGGGUUCUGGAGGCGAUGAAGCUUUACCUGCAGAUGUUCGUGAAGGAUGCCAAGCCGAUUGAAGAUUACAGUCCGUACGAGGUCCGGCGGUUUCUCAUCAAGAUAUUGACCGUCAAAGAGUGGGCGCACGCGGAGAACUUGACAGUGCUUGGUCGCCGGAAGAUCGAGGGCUGUUUGUGCAGAGUGCCCGCGCACUUCUACAAUCAAGUCUGGGAAGUCUUGGUGCGCUGUCCAGGCGGUAUCGUGGUCAAUGGAAAGGAGUUGCCUCAACAGCCCACCGUGUCCAGCAUGACCCGAUCCGAGCUCACGUUCGCUCUUCUCGUGGAAUCUCUGCUUCAUUACAUAGAGCUACCGGAGUACCGUCAGAUCGUAGUUGAGCUUCUGAGUAUCGUGUCGACCAUCCUGCUCCGAAAUCCGGAACUGAGCUUCCAGAAGCAGCUAGACCUCCAGCAGCUCGUGGAAGAUAGUUUUGUCAUGUACUGCAAGGAUCACAAUUUGGUAAAUGUCAGCGACAAGUCGUCAUUCUUCUCCGCUCACUACUCGAUAACUACCGGGUACCUCGCCCGAGCAGUGGUCAACAACGUCCUCACUGGCGGCUGUAUGACGACCAUAGUGGAUCCCAGCGACGUCGUCGAAUCGUCUCGCGAAAUGUGCAAAAUCACGUAACGACACGAGUCGCUUAACGGCGAUGCCAAACACGGCAGAUUGUUGUCGAGCAUUAGCAAGGGGAUGUAUGUAGGUAUGUGCGAUAUAACUCAUGUACAUGCAAAAUGUAAUAGCUUCAUCGUUACUAUAAUACAUGCAAUAAUGUUACAAUUGAGAUUACAAGAAAUCAUCUCUUCGCGAAAUUCGUAUCCAUCGCGCGACCAGAACGUUGUAUGUUGUUGAUAUUGGCUUUGAUCCUGGACGCAACGCUGCCCAUCUCUGUCGCGGCAACCAACUGUUUCCUAAAAAAAAUCCGGUUUUUUUCGAAUUAAUAAUUGAUUUAUAAUUAAUGAUCGAUUGACAAAAUUUAAUAAUAAUCGAUUACAAAAUUUCCGACACUCUUGUACUCGUGAAGAAACAUGUACACGGUUUGGGAGAACAAAAUGUGUCCGAUGAUGUACCUGAUAAAA